Messenger RNA from Hippoglossus stenolepis (Pacific halibut), 7766 nucleotides. RefSeq names its product death-associated protein kinase 1 (gene dapk1). The transcript is spliced from 27 exons. Lineage: Eukaryota; Metazoa; Chordata; Actinopteri; Pleuronectiformes; Pleuronectidae. Gene Ontology annotation, molecular function: protein serine/threonine kinase activity; ATP binding; protein binding. The record is from RefSeq and is a predicted model, not a curated record. The coding region runs from base 658 to 5001 and encodes 1447 amino acids. Gene Ontology annotation, cellular component: cytoplasm; nucleus. Gene Ontology annotation, biological process: protein phosphorylation; intracellular signal transduction; positive regulation of apoptotic process.
CCCCUGAAGGCGGCGGCCGCACCAGACCGCCGUACAUUGUUAACGUUGAUUUUCUGUUGUUCAGUCCGUCGGUUUGUGUCCGUGAGCCCGGAGCCCGGGUCCCCGUCUCCCGCCGCGACACCCGCCCGAGCCCCUGGGACCGCACCGGACCGCACCGGACCGCGGGACCCCGACACCGGACCACCGUGUUUGACGUGAAGUGGCGCCUGGAAGGAGAGGAGGCACCGGGAGGAAGAGGAGAGAGCAGGCACCGGGAGGAAGAGGAGAGAGCAGGCACCGGGAGGAAGAGGAGAGAGCAGGCACCGGGAGGAAGAGGAGAGCAGGCACCGGGAGGAAGAGGAGAGCAGGCACCGGGAGGAAGAGGAGAGCAGGCACCGGGAGGAAGAGGAGAGAGCAGGCACCGGGAGGAAGAGGAGAGCAGGCACCGGGAGGAAGAGGAGAGCAGGCACCGGGAGUCGUGACGUCGCCCCGGAGUCACAUUCGAGGACCUUUCCGCUUGGUCUCCACACCCCCUCCACACCCCUCCACACCCUGGCCAUGAUGAGGGGCACUGUCGGCUGUAGCCCUGCCCGGACCGGGGGCUCCCGGUAGGGAUGGUGCCGCUGUGAAGAGCCGGUGCGCCGUGUGGCUCUCCGCGGAGGGAAGCGCCUGGACACCAUGACUGUUUUCAACCAGGAAAAUGUUGAGGAAUUUUACGAGAUCGGAGACGAGCUGGGCAGUGGUCAGUUUGCUGUGGUCAGAAGAUGUCGGCACAGGAACACGGGCGUGGAGUACGCCGGCAAAUUCAUCAAGAAGCGGCGCAGCAAAUCAAGUCGACGGGGGGUGACGAGGGAGGACAUCGAGCGCGAGGUGAACAUCCUGAAGGAGAUCCAGCACCCGAACAUCAUCACGCUGCACGAGGUCUUCGAGAACAAGGCGGAGGUCAUCCUCAUCCUGGAGCUCGUGGCGGGCGGUGAGCUGUUUGACUUUCUCGCAGAGAAGGAGUCACUGAGCGAGGAAGAGGCCACUCAGUUCCUCAAGCAGAUCCUGGAAGGAGUCCUCUAUCUGCACUCCAAGCAAAUCGCCCACUUUGACCUUAAGCCGGAGAACAUCAUGCUGCUGAACCGCUCUGUGCCUCACCCGCGCAUCAAGGUCAUCGACUUCGGUCUGGCCCACAAGAUCGACCUUGGCAAUGAUUUUAAAAACAUCUUUGGAACUCCAGAAUUCGUAGCACCAGAGGUAGUCAACUAUGAACCUCUGGGCCUGGAGGCCGACAUGUGGAGCGUUGGCGUGAUAACCUACAUCCUUUUGAGCGGUGCGUCUCCGUUCCUGGGCGACAACAAGCAGGAGACGCUGGCCAACGUGUCGGCCGUCGACUACACCUUCGAGGAGGAGUUCUUCAGCAACACCAGCGCCCUGGCCAAAGACUUCAUAGCCAAGCUCCUCGUCAAAGAUCCCAAAAGGAGAAUGACGAUUCAGGACAGUUUCCUGCACCCCUGGAUCAAGCCAAAAGAUACUCUGCAAGCGCUGAGCAGGAAGGAGUCGGCUGUCAACAUGGAAAAGUUCAAGAAGUUUGCAGCUCGAAGAAAAUGGAAACAAUCCGUCCGACUCAUCUCCUUGUGCAACCGUCUGUCCCGCUCCUUCCUGUCCAGGAGCAACAUAAGUGUGGCGCGCAGUGAAGACACGCUGGAUGAGGAGGACUCCUUCGUGAUGAAGGCCAUCAUCCAUGCCAUAAACGACGACAAUGUGCCUGGUCUGCAGCAUCUGCUCGGCUCUCUGAACAGUUAUGACGUCAACCAGCCCAACAAGCACGGGACCCCUCCCCUCCUGAUUGCCGCUGGCUGUGGCAACAUUCAGAUCAUCGAGGUGCUGAUGAGAAAAGGUGCAGAGAUCCAGGCCCACGACAAGAGCGGCGCCAACGCCAUCUACUACGCAGCGAGACACGGCCACGUCGAGACCUUGAGAUUCCUUCAUGAAAAGAAAUGCCCUCUGGAUGUCCAAGAUAAGUCUGGAGAGACGGCUCUUCAUGUGGCGGCUCGCUAUGGCAACGUGGACGUGGUGAACUACCUGUGCAGCAUCCGGGCCAACCCGGACCUGUCUGACAGGGAGCAGGAGACCCCGCUGCAUUGCGCUGCCUGGCACGGGUACUCGACAGUAGCCCGGGCCCUCUGCCAGACGGGCUGCCACGUGGAUGCAAAGAACCGCGAGGGCGAGAGUCCGCUGCUGACGGCGUCUGCUCGGGGCUUCGCGGACAUCGUGGAGUGCCUGGUGGAGCACGGGGCCGAUCUACAAGCAACUGACAAGGACGGCCACACCGCCCUCCACCUGGCCGUACGGAGGUGUCAGGUUGAGGUGGUCCGCUGCCUCCUCAGGCACCACUGCCCCCUGGACCAGCAGGAUCGCCAUGGCAACACGCCGCUGCACAUCGCCUGCAAGGACGGAAACCUGCCCAUCGUCAUGCCGAUCUGCAGCGCCAAGGCGAGCCUCGACCUCGCCAACAAGUAUGGCCGGACGCCGCUCCACCUGGCGGCUAACAACGGCGGCCUCGAGGUCGUCCGUCAUCUCUGCCUGUCCGGAGCCAACAUCGACGCCGUCACAAACGAUGGAAAGACGGCGGAGGAGUUGGCUUCUACCGAUCAACAUGAACACAUCAUUUCUUUGUUGGGGAAGCUGAAAAAGGACAACCACAAGCUGAGCUACAUCCAGCAGCUGCGGCCCACGCAGACCCUCCAGCCCAGGAUCAAGCUGAAGCUGUUCGGCCACUCCGGAGCCGGGAAGAGCUCGCUGCUGGAGUCUCUGAAAUGUGGCAUCCUGCGCAGCUUCUUCAGGAGGAGGAGGACGACACGCAUGACCAACACGACCCGUCACCCCAACUCCCCCGUCAACUCCAAACCUUCCGUGUCGGUGAGUAUUUCCAACUUGUACCCGGGCUGUGAGAAUGUGAGCGUGCGGAGUCGCAGCAUGAUGUUUGAGCCCAGUCUCACCAAAGGCGUCCUGGAGGUCUUCUCCCCCGUCCACAGCGCCCUGUCCACCGCCGACGACCAGGCCACGAAGGCCAUCGACAUCCAGCACGCCAACAUCCACGGUGUGGGGGAUUUCAGCGUGUGGGAGUUUUCGGGGAACCCCGUCUAUUACUGCUCCUACGACUACUUUGCCGCCAACGACGUCACGGCGAUCCACUUGGUCCUGUUCAGCCUGGAGGAGCCGUACGAGACUCAGCUGAGCCACAUCACAUACUGGCUGAACCUGCUGAAGGCUCUCACGCUGCCCCAGGACAACAUCGCUUUCGGGGGUCGGAUCCCGCAGCCUCUCAUGGUCGUGCUGGUGGCCACGCACGCCGACCUCGCUGACGUCCCCAGAGCGUUUUCUGGAGACUUCAGCUACGACAAGGAGAGAGCUCUGCUCAAGGAAGUCCGGAACAGAUUUGGGAACGACAUGGAGUUCAGUGACAAGUUGUUUGUGAUGGAUGCUGGAGCCUCAAACUCCAAAGAGAUAAAGCUGCUGAGGAGCCACUUACAGGAGCUUCGCACCAACAUCAUAUCGACGUGCAGUCCCAUGACGCUGCUGUCGGAGCGUCUGCUGACCACGCUGCCGUCCUGGAGGAAGCUGAGUGGCCCCAACCAGCUGACGUCGUGGCAGCAGUUUGUCAGCGACGUCCAGGAGCACAUCAACCCUCUGGUCAGCCAGGAUCACCUCCGCACACUGGCCCUGCAGCUUCACAGCAUGGGAGAGAUCAACAUCAUGCAGAGUGAGACGGUGCAGGACGUCGUUCUGCUGGAGCCUCGCUGGCUCUGCAGCAAUGUCCUCGGCAAGCUGCUCUCCGUGGAGACGCCCAAGGCCAUCCACCACUACAGGGGGCGCUACAGGCUGGAGGAGGUGCAGGCUCUGGCCCCUGAAAGUGACGUGGACGAGCUGCUGCAGAUUCUGGACGCCAUGGAUGUCUGCGCCCGUGACGCCACCAACCCCUCCAUGGUGGAUGUUCCUGCCCUCAUCAAGACAAACGGCCUCAACCGCUCCUGGACCGAAGAGGAGGAAGAAGAGUCUCUGCUCUACGGCGGCGUGCGGCUCGUCCCUGCUGAGCACCUCACGCCCUUCCCCUGUGGCCUGUUUCACAAACUGCAGGUCAACCUGUGUCGCUGGAGCCACCAGCAGAAGCCAGAGGAGGAGGGCAUAGAGGACAUCGCCGGAGACAUUCAUCUCUGGACCAACGGGGCCAAGGUGAGUCAGGGGACAGUGGAGGCCAUGAUUCUGCUGGUCAACCACGGGCAGGGGCUGGAGAUCCAGGUGCGUGGACACGAUUCCGAGCGGGCCAAGUGCUACACCCUGUUGGACACCAUCUGCAGCAUCACAGAGAACCUACUGGCCUCCACGCUGCCGGGACUGCUCACCGCCAAAUACUACCUGAGUCCUCAGCAGCUGCGGGAACACCACGCCCCCAUCAUGGUCUACCAACCCAAAGAUUUCUUCCGGGCACAAGUCCAGCGGGAAAAUUCUCUCACCAACACGAUGGGAGGCUACCGGGAGAGCUUCAGCAGCAUUCUGGUGUUCGGUUGUGCUGAGGUUUACCAGCAGGGGAUUCUGGGAACAGACAUCCACAUAUCAGACGUCCCCCUGCUGGCUCGCAGGAAGCUCUGCCGCAUGCUGGACCCUCCGGACGCGCUGGGGAAAGACUGGUGCCUGCUCGCCAUGAACCUGGGCCUCACAGACCUGGUGGCCAAACACAGCAACGGGACUCCAAAUGGCACCCCCGAGCUGGACCCCGACUCCCAGCAGGCCGUGCUGCAGCCCAGCCCGACGGCGGCGCUGCUGCAGGAGUGGAGCGGGCGAGCGGACAGCACGGUCGGCGUGCUGAUGGCCAAGCUGAGGGAGCUUGGCCGUCGAGACGCCGCCGACUUCCUGCUCAAAGCUUCUCCCGUCUUCAGGGUCAACAUGGAGGCGGUGGGUGGAGCCGUCAACGGCUACCCCCCCACCUGCAACGGAGGCAUGUCGUACAACUCCAUCAGCUCCGUCGUGUCCCGCUGAACUGAUCAGGGUCGACUCUCUGUCCUCGCCAGACGAGACGGUUUGUCCCAUGAGACUUUUCUCCCUGAACAGACUCCUGUGGGUGUGUGUGUGUGUGUGUGAAAAUAAACAAGUGCAAUCGUUACCCGAGUCGAGCAGCUCGCUCUUCAAUCACUCCCAUUACGUCGGAGCCAGAUGUUGUGUUUGUGCUCUCCACAUCUGUACAGCCGAACUCUCCUUCCACUUUGAAUGUUGUGAAAACUGAACGUCCUGAGCUCCAAAGAGGAAUCUGUGCUUUUAUUCUGUUCUUAUUCUUGUCGUGCUGCUUUUUAAAAUCCCUCCUCCUCUCUCUCCUCUACAGUCGGAAAGUUCAAAUCUCACAACAUCCCCAUAACAGACAGGAAAAGAUGGCGGUCUCAUGUUCGGACCUUUCUCUCACGUUCAGGACUUUAUGAAAUCAGUGUAGACUCGGAGGCUGUCGUCUGUCCUCCCCCGAGCCUUCACCUCACUCCUGUUCCACCGCUGUAACGCUCGGCCGCUCGGCUCAGAGUUUAAUACAUGAACAGCAUUUCAGCGAGUGCCUUUGUGGCCUUCUACCUCCCUAAAGAGCACAAAGUCGUCCCAACAGUGGUUCUGUCCAAACAUUCGAACAACUGUGCCUUGUUGACACUGAUCGAAACUCGACUUCGAGAGAAAAAAAGGAAAAAAGCUUGUCUCGUUUUACAAAGUUCUGAAAUUUGAAUUUCACAAACGCGACUGAAAUCGGAUCCUCGUUUCUGCCGAGUUCUGUUUGAUGACUUUAAUGUCGAGUCGUCGGGAGAUGUUUGAUCUCAGAUUGAAUUCAGUGUGGAGUUGAUGUGACGCUGUGAGUCAAAGGGAAACUGGUGUGUUGUUGGGUUUUUACAGCCCUGCGUAUUUCUCUAAGUAUUAUCCAUCCAACAACAAAAUACUAUGUUCUGGAUUCAUUUGAUGACGUUUAAUCUCAUAGGUUUGUUGAAAGAUUCCUGGAAAGAAAAUUACAGGAACAGAAAGUGUCUAUAACUGUUUGAUUUAGUCUGAGCGGUUUAUUGUUGAAUUUCCAUGAAAGUAAUUUGCUCCAGUGAAACGAACUUUUGUGAAACCAAAGCUCUGCACUGAGGAAUAGAAGAAAGUUGUGUUCCAGUUCCUCUUCAUCACUUAAGAGACGGUUUAAUUCCUGGUCUUGGUCACAACUUUGAAAACUUUUGAAAGAAAAAAACAAUUAUCUGCGUCUCAGUCAAGAGGUUUCAAUUUCCAGAGAUUCAAUUUGAGCUCGAACACUUUAAAACUCUGUGUAGUGAUUGAACACGUCCACGUUUUCCAGGAAUCUUUAUCAUAAUUAAACAGCUGCGUAUGUAAGAAACUAUGGGACCUGUAAAUGAAAGUGUUUCUCUGCUGUUCAGCCUCACACAAAGGGAACUGGAGCCAUGUUUUUCCUCAACUACUCGAGUCACGCGUGCUUACUGAGCGUUAAUGUGUCCGACAGCAGGAAGCGCAGCACUGAUGCUGUUCAGCUUCAGGCUCCAACUCAAAACUGAAGUAAACAACCCGAAGAGGUGAAAUUUUGUAAUUUGGUCGAUUUCUAAACUUUUGUACCGAGCAAACAGCAACAAGUUUUCUACACGUGUGACGGACGUCAACAGUCUCAGAGUCGGAGUCAGUUUCACCGACGCCGCUUGUGUCCGAGCGUCGGUGUCACUUUCACUCGGCUUCACGUUUUCUUUCACUUCUAAUGACACAAAGCUGCAGCUCAGCGAAAUCAUUGAAUAUAAACAAAGCUGAAUUAAAAAGGCCGAAGGCUGCAGAUGAUAGAAAAACAUGUUCACCUUGUGGAAGCUGGUGUUUUAUAAUGUUUGUUUGAACGAACCUGGACCAGGAAAAAUGCUCUUUUGUGUUUUAAUGUCGGGGGAAAAGACCGUUUCAUUCUCAUAACGUUGGUGUAAAGAACCUUUUUCUAGACGCUGUGUCACAGUCUGGUAGAAAACCAGCGGCUCUGUGCAGUAUUUCCUGUUUGUCUGUCUUUUCUUCCUCCAUCUGCUCAGAGAUGAGACUUUACAGACGAUUUCCAAUCCGCUCUCACUCUCUGUCUCAGCUUGAACUUGCCAAUCGACACAGCGAACCUCGAGCUGUGGUGUAAAUACUCGAGUGUCCUUCACUUCAUCCUCUCGUUUGUUAGUUCAGCUCCUUCAGCUUCGCCCCAAUACGUCAAUUACAACGAGGCUAAAUGAAUGUACGACACAUUUUUCCUAAAAAAACCGAUAGAACUCCUGCUUGUGUAUAAAAAACAUGACGAAGUGAAAUGUCCCAAACUGCUCGUGAACAUUGUUUUAUUUUUUCUUGUUUUACUGAAGUUGCCAACGUGGUGUGCCUGGAAAAACGCACUUCUUCAUUCCUCUGUUGUUGCCUUGUAAACACGAAGAGGUGAUGUCUGAGAAAGGGAAGUGAACAUGAAGUUUCUCCUUCCAGAAAAAAAAAGAGACACUCUGUGCUAAGAGCUGAGAAUCACCUCCAUAUUGUCACGUUUGUUUUUUUUCCACAUGGUUCCGGCUGCGAGUGCAACUGGAACAAAGGUUUUCUGAAAAAACACGGUUCUGCGAGUUUCUGUUGAACGAGGAAACUGGACUGGACGCUCGGUCUGAUCGCCACAUUGCACAAGUCUUAUUGUCGCUAUUUAUGUUACGUUCUUUAAGCAUGUCUUGGAAUGCCAUGUUCUUAGUACUUCUGACACUUUAUAGUGUGAUACAUUUUAUAAUAAAUUCUUUACCUAA